Messenger RNA from Carassius gibelio (silver crucian carp), 978 nucleotides. RefSeq names its product olfactory receptor 1-like. The record is from RefSeq and is a predicted model, not a curated record. Bases 1 to 978 code for a protein of 325 amino acids. Lineage: Eukaryota; Metazoa; Chordata; Actinopteri; Cypriniformes; Cyprinidae. The transcript has a single exon. Gene Ontology annotation, biological process: G protein-coupled receptor signaling pathway. Gene Ontology annotation, molecular function: G protein-coupled receptor activity; olfactory receptor activity. Gene Ontology annotation, cellular component: membrane.
AUGUUACCGAAGAACUGGACAACUAUCACUGAGUUUAUCAUUGUGGGAUUCCCUGGACUGCAUCCAGACUAUUACGGCCUGGUCUCUGCCAUUUUUUUUGUCGUCUACAUGACCACAGUGGCCGGUAACACUGUUUUCCUGGUCCUGUUUAUCACUUCGGAAAGACUCAGUAAGCCUAUGUACAUCAUCCUUGCAAACCUGGCAAUGUCUGACAUGUGUUUUUCCAAUGUUGCCUUACCUAAAAUCAUAGCCAGGUACUGGUUUAAUGCUGGAGCAACCCCUUUCCAUGCUUGCUUCUUCCAAAUGGAGCUAAUUCACUAUUUUGGGACAUUAAACUCUCUGAUAAUGAUGAUCAUGGCUCUCGAUCGCUAUGUGGCUAUUUGUUAUUCUCUGAGAUACCAGACUGUUAUGACUAACCGCAUCACGUACAUCCUAAAUGCAACAGUGUGGGUGACUGCCUUCAUCGCUCCCACAAUAACCACCCUGCACUCUCAACAGCUUCCUUACUGUGGCCCUAAACUGAUUGUUCAAUGCUACUGCGACCACAUCUCUAUUAUCAGCCUGGCCUGUGCUGAAAACAGCAAACAGAUAUUGGUGGCCUUGUGCGUAGCCCUGCUUGUGCUCCUUCUCCCUCUGGCCUUUAUCAUUUACUCUUACUGUCACAUCAUAGGGUCUGUAAUGAGGCUGUCGAGCUCUCAGAGUCGCUGGAAAAGUUUCGCCACCUGCAGCACACAGUUGUGCAUCAUCGCUCUGUUUUAUGUGCCUCGCUGCGCCGUGUAUAUAGCCAGUUUCCUGCAAAUCCAAAUCAGCAGAGAUUUCAGGAUACUUCUUAUAUUGCUUUACAGCCUCAUUCCACCACUGAUAAACCCCUUCAUCUAUUGUUUACGUACUCAGGAGAUCAGGAUAAUUGUGAGCCAGUGGGUGAGCAGGCAAAAGACCUUUAGAGAGAUGUCCAGAAUUAAUGUGAUCACUCUAUAA